This is a messenger RNA of Spodoptera litura, 837 nucleotides long. RefSeq names its product trypsin, alkaline C-like. The record is from RefSeq and is a predicted model, not a curated record. Gene Ontology annotation, biological process: proteolysis. Gene Ontology annotation, molecular function: serine-type endopeptidase activity. Lineage: Eukaryota; Metazoa; Arthropoda; Insecta; Lepidoptera; Noctuidae.
UUGCAACAUUCGUGGUGGAGUAAUCAGCACAAUGCGUAUUCUCGCUUUGAUAGCUCUUUGCUUUGUGGCCGUCGCAGCGGUCCCCUCCGACUCUCAGAGGAUUGUGGGUGGGUCGGUCGUCACCAUAGAUCGGUAUCCCACAGUUGCUGCAGUCUUAUUUACACCUGAUUGGGUAAAUUUCCUGCACAAUUGCGGCGGCACUAUUUUAAACAAUCGAUCCAUUCUCACUGCUGCUCAUUGUGUAGCAGGCCAAACAGCUAACAGAUUUAGAAUUCGCCUAGGCUCAUCGUUCCGUAGCAGUGGUGGUGCUCUUCACAAUGUAAACCAGAUCAUCAUCCACGGGUCAUACAACACCUGGACUUUCGACAGUGACAUCGCCAUCCUCCGUUCCGCCUCCACUUUCUUUUUCAACAAUAAUGUCCGCGCUGCUUCCAUUGCUGGUGCCAACUACUGGCCUAGUGACAAUCAAGCUGUCUGGGCUGCUGGAUGGGGCGACACUUUCUCCGGUUCUGGCGCCGGCUCUGAACAGCUUCGUCACGUCCAGUUAGUAGUUAUCAACCAGAACACUUGCAGAAACAACUACGCUGCUGUUGGCUUUAAUGUCAACGACAACAUGUUGUGCUCUGGUUGGCCCUCUGGUGGUCGCGCCCAGUGCCAGCGUGACUCUGGCGGUCCUCUCUACCACAAUGGUAUCGUUGUUGGUGUCUGCUCCUUCGGUUAUGGAUGUGGUCAAGCUAACUUCCCUGGUAUCAAUGUUCGUGUAUCCCGUUACACUUCCUGGAUUUCAUCAAACGCAUAAAUUAUUUUUUUUACUGAAUAUACCAUUGGCAUGGCGUG